This is a messenger RNA of Anopheles darlingi, 2996 nucleotides long. It is a transcript of the gene NO66, whose product is annotated as bifunctional lysine-specific demethylase and histidyl-hydroxylase NO66. Gene Ontology annotation, molecular function: histone H3K36 demethylase activity; histone H3K4 demethylase activity. The record is from RefSeq and is a predicted model, not a curated record. The coding region runs from base 320 to 2770 and encodes 816 amino acids. The transcript has 3 exons. Gene Ontology annotation, cellular component: nucleolus. Lineage: Eukaryota; Metazoa; Arthropoda; Insecta; Diptera; Culicidae.
UCCAAGAGCCUAGAAACAGCAUAUCCCUUUGUAGCAUAUCCUUUGCCCUGCAGUCCAGCAGUCGUCGUGUACAUCAUCCACUAGCAGCACGAAAGGUUCACCGGAAGUUCCGGAAAAUCGCGUACGGCUUUCCCGGCAAAAAGCGCGUUCCACAUUGCGUGGGUCGGUGGUCACUCACGCACGGACCUAUCGCGGCCACAGGAACGUCACAACAAUAGCACCCUUCCCGCUUUUCGGCAGCACGCGAAGACGACGACGACGGCAGCGGCUGCAACUUCUUGUUCCUUCCUUCCCUUGUGCGCUGCGUAGCGCUGCAGUCAUGGCGACGAUGGAUACGAGGUCGCCGCUAGUUCUAAUCGAGGCACCACUGGUCAUCCCCGGGGUAACAACAGCAUCCGAAGCGCCUAGCAACAAGAAAACCACCCAGAAGCGCAAGAAAUCUUCCGCGUCUCCCGCGGUAACACCGGUAGCUGCGAUCAGCGGCGAUAGUCAGCAGCAGCGUUCGUCAACGCCGACCACGAAAGCCAAAACCGCGCCCAGCUCCACCCCGGAGGUGGUGAAUGGAGAUGGUGAGCGAUUAGCCAGUCCGCUGCCGGCGGGUGCACCGGCACCGAAGAAGCAGAAGAAAAAGCAUCCCUCCGAGGGUGGUUCGGAAACGGGUGUCAAAAGCAGCAAGAAAAAACCGGCCAAACAGAUACGCUUUCACAUUAAACUAUAUCCGCCCAAACCACCAACGGCUGCAGCCAGCACUACAGCUGGGACGGCGAAGAAAAAAAAGGCCAAAUCGACAAUUGCUAGCGGCAAACAAAGUGCUGGUACCGGUACCGUAAUGCCGGUCGCUGAUAGCUCCUCAGCUACCACAGCACCAACAAUUACAGCCAGCACCACGCCAUCCACGCCGGUGGACGGCACACCGCAGGCCGGCAAAAAACCGACCAAACGAAAUCGCUCAAAGGCCAACAAAAAGACGCCAGCGCCGGUGGUGAUACCGACGACCACAACAACGACGAUGGCGGGGGCAGCAGCAGCAAUGGGAGCGAUGGCUGUUGGCGGAAAGAAUGGUGCUGGAGAUAACCGUAGGGAAGGGGAUACCGUGAAUCGAUUCAUGUUGCCACCAUCGACCAGCUUCACACCGUGGAAGAAUUUGCAGAUUAAACAGGAACCAAAGACCGCGAAAGACGCCGGAGGUGAUUCCGAUGCCGACGCUGGUCCAAGCGGCAGUGCAAUCGCAUCGUCGAAGCAUCGUAUCCAUUACCCCUCCGUGGUAGGUGGUGCUGGUGGUGGUGGAGGUGGUAUGGUGCCGGCGGAGCUGGAUAGUGUCACAAUAGGGCGGCAAACGUUCGCCUGGUUAAUCGGUCCGAUGGGUAUAGAAGAGUUCGUGACGGCGUACUGGGAACGGAAGCCGCUGCUGGUGCAGCGCAACGAUCGCCACUACUACACCGGUCUGCUGUCACGUGCCAUGAUCGACGAGAUGCUGCGUACGAACAACAUCGAGUACACGAAGAACAUCGACAUCACGUCGUAUGUCGGCGGUCAGCGGGAAACACACAAUCCCGAGGGACGCGUACUGCCACCGGAGAUGUGGCAAUACUACGGCGAAGGGUGCAGUGUGCGCAUGCUUAAUCCGCAGACCUAUCUGCGCACGAUCUACGAGCUGAACGUAAAGUUGCAGGAGUACUUCCACUGCAUGACCGGUGCCAACUUCUACCUGACGCCGCCCAACAGUCAGGGUUUUGCGCCGCAUUACGACGAUAUCGAAGCGUUCGUGCUGCAGAUCGAGGGCCGGAAGCGUUGGCGGUUGUACCCACCGCGUCGGCGCCAGGAGAUACUGGCUCGCGUUUCUUCGGAGAACAUUGCGGAAGACGAGCUCGCCGCACCGCUCAUCGACGUAGUGCUGGAGGCUGGCGAUUUGCUGUAUUUUCCGCGUGGUUGCAUUCACCAGGCGGCCACCGUACCGGGCGCACACUCGCUGCACGUGACGCUGAGCGUUUACCAGCGCAACAGCUGGGCCGAUCUGUUCGAACAGAUGCUACCGAUUGCGCUGGCAACGGCGGCCGAAGAGGAUCAGCAGUUCCGCGCCGGGUUGCCCUUCGAUCUGCAUCAACACUUUGGCAUCGUGCACUCGGACGAGGUGAGCAGCGAACGGCGCCGCCUGACCGUGCGGCUUCGUGCCAUGUUCGAUCGAUUGUUCUCGGACUCGGCGAUCGAUGCGGCGGUGGAUCAACUGGCCAAGCGAUUCCAGCACGAUGCCCUGCCACCGAUGGUCGACUUUACCGAGUGGGACGAUACGGUGUAUGGGCGGGGUAACUACGAGUUCCGACCGGAUGGUACUGUGGAGUGUGCGCGACCGAUCGAGGAAACUUCCUCGGUACGAUUGCUUCGCCGCAACAUUCUGCGGCUGGUGAGCGAAGAGGACAAGCUGCGCAUCUACUACCACACGGACAACUCGCGCGAAUACCAUCAGUACGAGGCCAACUUCCUCGAGCUGGACUCCGAAACGGCGCUCGGUGUGGAGCUGCUGAUCAAAAUGUACCCGCGCUACAUCCCGGUCAGCAGCCUGCCCGUCGACGAUCGGCUCGAGUUCAUCCGCAGCCUCUGGGAGAAGGGUCUCAUCGUGUGCCGGCGGCCACCAUCGCUACCGGCUACGGCACUAGACGAUAAGAAACCACCACCGGUCACGGCUACCGUCGGAGACGAAAAUCAUGCGGACCCGGCUGCUGAUGGUCCCCAGGCGAAUAGUGCCAUUCCAGCCGAUUCCACCUCGCCCUAGGAUGCCCGGAUGUCCAUCUACUCUCCUUUGCCGGCUUAGCCGUUUGAUACCCCCGGUACCACCACCAACACCGGGGAUUAUGCUGGUUACCGAACCAACCUUAGUCAUAUACGGAAACGUGCAAGCAUUUGUGGACCAUUUUCUUCGUUUUCUUGCUUCUUUUUUUGUGCGUGUCCACGUGGAAUCUUCCCCCUUUCCUUGAAUAAUGAAUAUUGAUUCAACCAAA